Pomacea canaliculata is the source of this 755-nucleotide messenger RNA. Its product is annotated as 39S ribosomal protein L55, mitochondrial-like. Gene Ontology annotation, cellular component: mitochondrial large ribosomal subunit. The transcript has 3 exons. Bases 47 to 442 code for a protein of 131 amino acids. The record is from RefSeq and is a predicted model, not a curated record. Gene Ontology annotation, molecular function: structural constituent of ribosome. NCBI's taxonomy places the organism in Eukaryota, Metazoa, Mollusca, Gastropoda, Architaenioglossa, Ampullariidae. Gene Ontology annotation, biological process: translation.
CGGGAAGCCACUCUAACGAGAAGGGGAGAAAGGGAGGUCAGUCUUAAUGCAAAAACUUUCCAACAUGUCUGCGCUCAUGACGGUCGCUUGGCAAGGGUUGGCCAGAAAAACCCUUUGCGAAACCUGCCAACGCCUGACUCAAGUAUGGAUGAUACGCCGUGAUAAUUCCAACAGGACAUCCAUUUGCCGUACCAACAGAUACUCGUAUGUUCGCCAGUAUCCAACAAUGCUCGUUCUUCCAGAUGGUGCCACAGUUACGAUUCGGUACAAGGAGCCACGUAGAAUUAUAAAGCUUCCCGUAGAUUUGUCCACCUUGUCCGAGUCUGAGCGACGAUAUCGACUACAGCAGCGUAAACCGAAGCAGAAAAUAGUAAUAGAAGAGGAUUCCGAUGAUGACGAUUUUGAUGUCGACCGAUACAGUCACUUGUGGAAGAAUAAAUGAGGAAUUUUGCGAUGCACCUCUAUGCCUUUUAAGGAUAGCCACCACCAUCCCUACUUCUUGUCAUUAUGCUGUAAAUUGUUUCAGAGACAUGUUUUAAAAAUUGUGUUGUAAGUAGUGUGCAUCUUGAAUCCAUGGCCUCCUUAGUGUGCCUGGAAUAGCAUUAACUCACUUGACAGCACCCACCUUUCUUUUCAAGUCAGGACUGGAUGACUGUAGUUUAAAACCAUAGGUUGUUUCAAGUACGUCACCCACACGAUGGUGUUAUGUGUUUUGUCUGUUGCAUCCAUAAACGUGUUAUACAGAGAACCAAAAA